Messenger RNA from Paramecium primaurelia, 5456 nucleotides. NCBI's taxonomy places the organism in Eukaryota, Ciliophora, Oligohymenophorea, Peniculida, Parameciidae. The record is from the annotation of a GenBank genome assembly.
AUGAUAUUUUUCAUUUUAACCAUUUUUGUACAAAGUUGCUUUUGGAAAUACGAAGACAUGACUUUAUACCCAACUAAUGGAGAGUAUUUAGAAUAUCCUAUGAACUAAUUAUUAAAUGAAAAGUUAUUUUUUAAUCAUUAUGAAAAUAUCCAAUUGAUUUACCAUUAUGAGCCUAGCGUGCCUAAUGUUUAAAUAACAAAUGCUUUUAAUGAAAUAAUACAAAUAGAAGGACAUGGUAAUUAUUAGAAUCAUCAUAUUAGAAUUUAUAUCAGUAUCAUCUAAUCAAACUCAUUUUGCAACAAUAACUAAAGAUUAUUAUAUAAUACUCUACUAAUGGAAAAACUUAAAUAUUUAACAGUAGGGAUAAGGAGUUAAAAUUGAAAAAAUAUAUAAAUGCUAUAAUAUUGUUUUUUUUGCUGAUAUAGAUAUCUUACUUGAUUGUUAUACUGAAGGACAUUUUCAUUUAUUAUAACUAAUGAAUACUAGUUUUGAAAUCGUUUAUUCAAUCUAAGCGAAUAAGCCAAUUAAAUCAUAAAUGCAAGGAAUUUAUAAUGAAUCAAAGCCUUUCCUAAUAUAUGCCUAAUAUUAUCAAAAUAUAUCCAUCAUAACAUUAUUCUCAUCUCAGUUUAAAAACUUAACAUUUUAUUAAGAUUAAUUUAUACAGAUUGCUAUUCCAUUAAGAGAAAACCCUUUUAUAUAUAUACUUGAAUAAUCAAUCAUAAAAUUAUUUAUCAUUUCUUAGAAUAAUACUUUUGAAUUAAUAGCGCCAUUCGAUUUAGGAUUUUAUGGAAAAGUUGAUAAUUUUCAAGUUUAUUAUAACUAUUAAAUUUACUUUUAAUGUGAUUAAAUUUUGGUUAAUUACUAUUAUAAAAAAUAUAGAGAAGAAUACUUAGGAUGUUAAAAUCAAUUAAUUUUGUUAAACUCUUAUUUUAUUAAUAUUAAACAAUAAAAAUUGAUUUAAUCUUUUUUGAAUAAUGAAUUUAUUGUAAUUUAAUAAGAACUGCAACUUACCCUUUAUCAAUAAUAAGAAUCCAACUCUAUUGGCUCAAUUUUAAUUAAUGACAACACUUAAAUAUAUUUAAAUACUUAUGAUAACUAUCUAUUUAUGUUUAACAGAUAAAUCAUUGUAUAUGAAUUGAAAAUACAAUAACUAUCAAUUAAUUUAACAGAUUAAUAAGUUUAAGGAAUAACUUAUGAUAUCACAAUUUUUGCUAAAUAAUUUAAUCUGACUUUCAUCGGUAUUUGUAAAAUGUUUAUGUCUAUUACAAUUCUAGAUUAGAAUGAUACAAAUAUUUAUGUAAUGUUUAAUAAAAAUUUCCCUCAGUAUCGAUAUAUUAGUUACGAUGAAAAAGAUGAAAAAAUCUUUGUAGGCUAUUCAGGCAAAUUACUGUAAUAUACUUUGAAUACAGAUAAUAAAUAAUUUGGAUAGUUUAGUUAAACAACAUUUAAGGAAGGAUUGAUAUAUAUAAACAAUUCAUUUAACUUGGCCUAAUUUUACAAACGCUAAUUAAUAGGAGUUACAAAUGAAUCAAUAUAAAUCUUGGAUAUAUCCUUCACUCCUUACUCUUAUGAAAAAUUGAUGGAUAUUAAUAUUUCUAUUCAGGCUCAGUAAUUAUAAGUUUCUGAUUGUGAUCACUAUUCAUUGUCAUAUUGCCAUUUAAUAAUAGGACUUAGUGAUGAUUAUACAGUUUAUCUUUAUUUAAUUUACUAUUAAAAAAAUUACUACUCCUCUUCAGAGUUUAAAUUUGAAUAAUAAAUUUAGUAAUUUUUCAUUACGUAAUAUAAUUUGAUAACUUUGAUUAUAAAUCAAGAAAUUUAAAUCAUGACUUUGAAUUUUACUGAUUUAGUAAUCAUUAACGAAACUAUGAUUAAUACAUUAUUUAAUGCAGACAGUAAACUAAAAUUUAAUCCUAUUUAAAUAGUUGUAAAUAAUUAGCGUUUUUCUUAAUAUUUAUUAAUCAAUAAUAUUGAUAAUGUCAUAAUUAUUUCUAUCAUUUAAAGUAAUAUACUAAUUCCAAUUUCAAUCAUAGAGGUUAAAUUCUAAAUUAAAUAAAUAAAUAUUGUGAAUCAAUUAUUAGUUUUAUCUUAUAUUUGCAAUAAAGGCUUUGAUCUUUGUUUCUAAGUUUGGAGUAUAGAAAAUUUUAAAUAUCCUUUUUUUAUGAGAAAUAUGACCAGUGUAGAUUAUAAGAAUUAUCUAUAAAUACUAUCAGAUAACUUUUUUUUUUAUGUUCAAUUUUUAAAUUACACAGUGUAUGUUUACAAUCCGUAGUUACCUUAACAUAUGAGUUUAUAUUAUUAAAUCAAUUUAUCAACAAAAUUGAAUUGCACUGAUUAUUAUAAUUUCGGAUCAAUUUUGUAUUUUGAAAACUAAAUCAGUUCAUUAUCAAUAUAACAAAGUUUUAACCUUAAAGUAAAUUAAGCUUAAAACUUUUCGCGCUCUUACCCAUAAAUGAUUUAUAAUUAUACUGUUACCUCUUUGUUAAAUGUAACUGCUAAUUAAUCUACACCAAAUCAAAGCUUGACUUAUUUAUCAAAUUUCACUUAUUUCUAACCUAAAACUAUAAUAAUCAAAGAUUUGUUGAUAACAGAUUUAAAUUUAACUGAUCGAACUUUCACAAUUCCUAUGAAUAUAAUCCUUGAUAGACAGGCAAGUCUUUGUUAUUUUCCUAAUAGUUCUGAUGUUGAUAAAAUUGAUCGAUUUAAUUAAUCUGAUUAACAAUACUUUACAAAUGAUGAAUGCAAUUUAACUAAUUUUGGUUACUUUAAAACCACAACAACUAAUCAAACUUACACAUUAGUAACUGCAGUAAAUAACUAAUUUUUUGUUCUGUAAAACAACAGUGUAAUCGAUAUUUAUAAUUAGUAUUUUGUAUAACUUACAUCAUUCAAUUAUUCUAAUUUAAAUUUUGCUGAGUGCUUGAAAUCAACAUCUUAUAAUUUAACUUUAUCUUCUAUAUGUCAAAACGACACUGCUUAAUAUUGGCUAAGCAUUUAUUUUGACUCUAAUGGAAGUGUUAUAAAUAGAAGCUUAAUGUAAAUACCUUUUAAAUUUACUUAUAUAAAGAAAAUUAGUAAUAUAGCCACUCUUAAUUUUAUUUUAGGCUCUAACAAUACAUAUAACAGAGGUUUGUAUUUAUUGAAUCCGUUAAACAACUCUAUGCAGUAACUUAAUUAAUAUCAAGGUUAGAUAUAUUGUAAAGAUUUUUCAGUAUCUUUAUAUAAUUCUAGUUUAGAUAUGAAUUAGUCAAAUUUAGUUCUUGUUAUAUACAUCAUGGAUGAUGUAAUUUAUCAAUAUAUAAAUUUCAAUAAAAAUUCAAUUACUUUAAGUGGUUCUUAAGGUUUUUAUAUUUAUCCUUAUUAUUUUACUUAAAUUUUGAUAUUGCAAGUAAUAUACAAAUAAAUAUACAUCAUUUUNUAUUAAUAAUGUCAUUAUUAUUUCGAUUGAUUAAAGUAAUAUACCAAUUCCAAUUUCAAUCAUAGAGGUUAAAUUCUAAAUUAAAUAAAUAAAUAUUGUAAAUCAAUAAUUAGUUCUAUCCUAUAUUUGCAAUUACGGGUUUGAUCUUUGUUUCUAAGUUUGGAGUAUAUAAAAUUUUAAAUAUCCAUUUUUUAUGAGAAAUAUGCCUAAUGUACAGAAUAAGAAUAAUAUCUAAAUACUAUCAGAUGACUGGUUUUUUUAUGUUCAAUUUUAAAAUUACAAUUUGUAUGUCUACAACCCUAAAUUACCUUAACAUAUGAGUUUAUAUUAUUUACUCAUUUUAUCAUCAAAAUUGAUAAGCACUAUUUAAUAUUCUUUAAAAUCUAUUUUGUAUUUUGAAACUUAUAUCAAUUCAUUAUCAACAGAGCAAAACUUUUAGUUUAAAGUAAAUUAAUCUCUAAAUUUUUCACACUCUUACCCAUAACUGAUUUAUAAUUAUACUAUUACUUCUUUGGUAAAUUAAACUGCUAAUUAAACCACACCAAAUCAAAGCUUGACGUAUUUAUCAAAUUUCACUUAUUUCUAACCAAAAACUACAAUAACGGUAGAUUUGUUGAUAUAAGAUUUAAAUUUAACUGAUCGAACUUUUACAAUUCCUGUGAAUAUAAUCCUUGAUAGACAGGCAAGUCUUUGUUAUUUUCCUAAAAGUUCUGAUGUUGAUAAAAUUGAUAAAAAAGUUGAUUAAUUUGAUUAACAAUACUUUACAAAUGAUGAAUGCAAUUUAACUAAUUUUGUUUACUUUACAAAAAAUAUUGAUCUUAAUUACACAUAAGUAACUGCAGUAAAUAACAAAUUUUUUAUUCUGUAAAACAACAGCGCAAUAAGAAUUGUUAAUUAGUAUUUUGAAUUUCUUUAAUCUUACGAUUAUUCUAAUUUAAAUUUUACUGAAUGCUUGAAAUCAACAUCUUAUAAUUUAAGUUUAUCAUCAAUAUGUCAAAACGAUACUGCAUAAUAUUGGCUAAGCAUUUAUUUUGACUCUAAUGGAAUUGUUAUAAAUAGAAGCUUAUUGUAAAUAGCUUAUAAAUUUACUUAUAUAUCUAAAAUUAGUAAUAUAGCCGCUCUUAAUUUUAUAUUGGGAUCUUAUAAUUAAAAUUCUUAAAAUUUGUAUUUAUUGAACCCUUUAAACAAUAGCAUCCAGCUACUUAUUAGUGAUUGUCAAGAUUUUUCAGUAUCUUUAUAUAAUUCUAGUUUAGAUAUGAAUUAGUCAAAUUUAGUUAUUAUUAUAUACAUCUCCAAUUAUUAUGAUGUAUUUUAUCAAUAUUUAUAUUUUAAUAAAUAUUCAAUUACUUAAAGUAAUUUUUUAGUUUUAUUUUCGGAUAAUCUACUUUAUGCUUAAAUAUUGAUAUUGCAAAUAAUAGACAAAUAAAUUUUCUUCCUUAUCACUAGUACUGAAGGUUUUGGAUAUUUAUUAUUUUAUAAGUUAUUUUAAAACUAGUUAUCUUUUUAAGAUUUAAUAACCACUAUCCCAGCUUAUGUAAAUGAUGAUAUAGUACUAGUUCCAAAUUUUGUAUAUUCUAAUGGAUUUCUACUUCAAUAAUUUAAAUAAGGAAAUACCUAUAUUAUAGGAGUUUACUACAUUACUGAUUUACUUAUUAACAAUUUAGAAGAGCCUAUUUUGAUGUUAGGAUAAUUAAACUCUACAUCUUCUGGAUAUGCUUUAAUUACAAAUAUAGAGGAUCGAAACGCUACAUGCCUUGCAUUAAAUAAUGGAUCAGUUUUAUAUUAUCCAAUAUCUACUAGAACUUUAAAAUGUCAUUAUAGAUAAGAUAAAAAGACAAAACAUGUGAAUAUUAUUUGCAAGAAUGAUUUUUCAGAUGGAGUUUAUGAUAUAAAUUUUAUGCUUCCUGAUUUAAAUUAUAAUUCAAGAAGAUGGAUUUAUUCAUUAAUUAUCAUAAUCAUUUUAUAAUUAAUAGGCUUUUAUAUUUUAGUAAAAUAUAGAAUGAGAAAUAUUGGUUAUAUCAAUACAGAAAUAGAACUUUGA